AUGGGAAUUUAUAGAUGGUUUACACCCCCACACCUGAAAGAACACAAACAAAGUCCACCUCUGCCCAAUGAUAGGGCAUAUAAAGAACCUAUCCCCAUCAACGAAAAGAAGAUCUUGGACAUCAAAAAAGUCAUGUGUCAUACUCAUGGUGAAAUUUUACCAUUACCAUAUGACAUCAUGGAAAACAACAAAUAUGGAAAACGAUGA
Messenger RNA from Acanthoscelides obtectus, 207 nucleotides. The record is from the annotation of a GenBank genome assembly. Lineage: Eukaryota; Metazoa; Arthropoda; Insecta; Coleoptera; Chrysomelidae.